ACGUUUUUUUAAAUACUUUUUUCAAUUUUAGCCGAGGAAACACAUUCGGCAAGCUUUUUGCUAAAAUACCCCGACAUUCUCAGCACAUGAUGGCUGUCAACAAGGCCACCAUCAAGCUCGACGAUCAGCCAAACUGGACCGAGAGCUAUGACAGCAGCAACAGCAGCAGAAGCUGGCAAGCGCAGCUUGGUGUCAUUCUUGAAACCAAGCUGGAAAAUACCGCCAAGGCAAAUGAUGUUACUUCAGUGAACAUCAUUGAACAUGAGGACAAUGGUGGUGAUGAUGACGGUAAAGAUGGCCCUGCUUCUGAACUCGAUGAGGCAGAUGCUGCUGGUGCUGUUGCGUCGGAUGACGCUGUAGCUGACCAGCUGGCUGCGCUCAUGGUUGCAGACAAUCCAGCGACAGUCGCGACGAGCGGGGCGCCCAAAGACAGCGACGAUGACGACGACAUAGUCGAUGCCGCGUCAAACCAGCAGCUCGACGUCUUGGACAUGCUUACAGCCGUCCCGCUACCUGGAGACAACCUAACCUCGGCCAUCCCCGUCUGUGCGCCGUACAGCGCGCUGUCCGCAUACAAGUACCGCGUGAAGCUUGUGCCCGGCACGAUGAAAAGGGCAAGGCAUGCAAGAUGGCUCUGA
Molecule: messenger RNA, 638 nt
Organism: Kickxella alabastrina
Lineage: Eukaryota; Fungi; Kickxellomycota; Kickxellomycetes; Kickxellales; Kickxellaceae
Exons: 2
Coding region: 87-638 (183 amino acids)
Biological process (GO): rescue of stalled cytosolic ribosome; ribosome-associated ubiquitin-dependent protein catabolic process
Cellular component (GO): RQC complex
Molecular function (GO): tRNA binding; ribosomal large subunit binding
Source: RefSeq, a predicted model, not a curated record